CGCGGUUCCGGGCGGCGCGGCCAUGGCGGCGCGGGGCGCGGAGGCCGAGGCGCUGUUCGAGGCGCACACAGCGGCCGAGCUGCGGGCGGUGGAGCGGCGGCUCCGCGCCGACAUCGAGCAGAAGCGGGAGGAGCUGCGGCAGAUGGUGGGCGAGCGGUACCGAGACCUCAUCGAGGCGGCCGACACCAUCGCCGAGAUGCGCCUGAGCGCCGAGCGCCUCCUGGGCGCCGUGCGGGGCCUGCAGAGCGGCGGCGCGGCCCGGCCGGGCCCCGCGGUCCCGGCUCGGCCGCCGGCUCAGCAGAGCUUCUACCGGGCGGCGGCGCAGCUGAAGCUGCUGCUGGACGUGCCCGAGAGGGUGUGGGGGGCAGUGGAGGGCGGCCGGUACCUGCCCGCGGCCCGGCUCCAUCUGCUCGGAGCCCACCUCCGCCGCCAGCUCCAGCUCGAUGCUCCCCGGGCCCGCAGCAGCCCGGUCCUUGCCCGCUUCCCCAUCCUGCUGCGGCAGGUGGCUGCCGCCAGCCACCUCAGAUCCACCAUCCUGCAGGAGAGCAAGGCCCUGCUGAAGAGCCGCACGGUGUCGGACCAGGCGGUGGCCGAAGCCCUGUGUGCCAUCAUGCUGCUGGAGGACAGCUCGCCGCGCCAGGCCCUCGCUGACUUCCUGCUGGCCAGGAAGCUGGCCAUCCAGCAGCUCCUCAACCAGCCCCACCACGGCGCAGGUAUAAAAGCUCAGGUGUGCUCGCUGAUGGAGCUGUUAACCACGACCCUGUACCAGGCCCAUGCUCUCUUCUACACCGUGCCCGAAGGGAUGCUGCCGGAUCCAGCCCUGCCCUGUGGUUUGCUCUUCUCCAUCCUGGAGAGCGCCACAGGCCAGCACCCAGCAGGGAAAGGGGGGGUUCUGGAGGAGGAGCUGAAGCUGAGCAGCUGGUUCCGGUACCUCCCGGAGGCUGUGGUGGAGUUCCAGCCGGCCCUGCGGACCCUGGCCCAUCCCAUCAGCCAGGAGCACCUCAGAGAGACGCUGCAGAAGUGGAUCACCAUGUGCAGUGAGGACAUCAGGGCAGGGGUCAGCAACCUGCUGGUGUAUGUGAAGAGCAUGAAAGGCCUCGCAGGGAUUCGUGAUGCCGUGUGGGAGCUGCUCACGAGCGAGCCCGUGAGCCACAAGUGGGAUGCGCUGUGCCAUCGCCUCCUGGACAAGCCUGCUUCCCUCUGGGAGGAUCUGCUGCAGCAGCUCUUCCUGGACAGGCUGGAGACCCUGACCAAAGAAGCGUUUGACUCCAUCUCCAGCAGCUCCGGACAGCUUCUCACCGUCGCCUUGCAGGAACUUGAAGUCCAGCCCAGCACCUCUGCCCCGAGCAAGCACAUCCAGUUGGAGCACAACGUGGCUCUGUUCCUGUGGUCAGAGAGCUCCAGCGACCUGCCCUGCGACGCGGCGUGGGUCAGCGUGGCAAACCGCAGCCCCUUCACCAAGAGCGGCCUGGCCAUGAAGGCGCAGGCGCUGACGCCGUGCGUGCAGAGCUUCUGCUCGGCUCUGGACUGCAAGCUGAAGGCCAGGCUGGAUGAUCUCCUCUCCUACCUCCCCGUGGACCCCUCGGCCAAGGAGGCUGCUCCUGCUGUGCAGCCACGCUCUGCCUUUGACCGCUAUGCUGAUGCUGGCACAGUGGAGGGGCUGCUCCGUGACCGCUGCAUCGCCUGCAUCCACCAUGUACUGGGCUGUGUGCGUGAAGAGCUCCAGCGCACGCAGAGCCUGCUGGGGGGGCAGGCGGAUGCUCCCAGUGAUGCCAGGCUCAACGCUGUCCUCUUCAUGGCCAGACUCUGCCAGUCCCUGACCGAGCUGUGCCCUCACCUGAAGCAGUGUGUCCUGGGCCGGUCGGGCAGCUCGGAGAUGGUGCUGAAGGAAACCCGCUCCACCAAGAAGCUGGGGAAGGGGAAAGGCCAGGAAGUGAGCCCCGUGCAGGCCAAGUGGCAGGGGGUGAAGGCAGAGCUCCUGCAGCAGAGCCUCUUUGCUUACCAGAUCUGGAGCUCGGCUGUCACCAAAGGGCUGGUCGAGUGCUUUACCCGCACGUUGCUGCUGGACACGGCUGGCUCUGUCCUGGCCACAGCCACCAGCUGGGAUGAAAUUGAAAUUCAGGAGGAGACCGAGUCUGGAACCACCGUGACGUCCAAGAUCCGGCUGCCCAUGCAGCCCUCCUGGUGCGUGCAGUGCCUCCUCUUCAGCCUGUGCCAAGAGGUGAACCGGGUCGGUGGCCACACUCUUCCCAAAGUCACCUUGCAGGAACUGCUCAGGGGCUGCAUGGCACAAGUGCUUGCUGCCUAUGAAAAGCUUAUGGAGGAGAAGCAGGAGAAGAAAGCAGGCACCUUCCCCAUGACCCAGAACAGAGCUCUGCAGCUACUCUAUGACCUGCGGUACCUGAGCAUCAUCUUGACAGCAAAGAGUGAGGAAACAAAACCCAGCAGGAUCAAGCACGACUCCAGGAUGGAGAAGGUGAUAGACUUCCUGGAGGGACACAUAGAUCCGUUUGACUUGGACGUUUUCACUCCACACUUGAACAGCAACCUGAAUCGCCUGGUUCAGCGAACCUCCGUUCUCUUUGGCUUGCUGACCGGGACGGAGAACCAGUACACGAGCAGGAGCGGCACGCUCAGCUCCCAGGAGCAACACAACAUCUUGCCAUUAGCAUCCAGCCAGAUCAGAUUUGGACUUCUGCCGCUGAGUAUGUCGAGCUCACGGAAGACCAAGUCUGCUUCUAGGAGCACAGAGAGAGUUCAGUGGGAUGCGGACCUCUAACUCCUGACGAAGCCUGGCUUGGGUAUUGAAGCCUGUGUGAGCAGAGUGGUUUGCUUCUCUUGCAAAGGCUUUGUGUUGUCCUGUUUCUGAGUUUUAGAAGUAGACAACGUUGUUACAUUUAAAACAUCCACUUAGAUGGAGAUCUCUAUGCUGAGGCUUGAGAGCCAAGGAAUACCUCACUGCUACAGGAAGCAGUAAUUAGUAAUCUCUUUCCUUUAGCUAUUAUUAACACAAUAAUCCAUCUGUGGUUAUGUCCCUUCCAUAGGGACAGAAAAGGUCUGAGUGUUACCUGAGAUGCUGAUGCAGUUUACUCUGCAACUCUUGUUCUCCAUUAUUCAUGGUCUGAGACCAGACCAGACAUAGUAUGAGGGUUGUUUGAAAGCCCAAAGCUUCACACUGAAGGUAUUCUUUACCUCUUACACCUCAGCUGGAGUAGAAGCGUGCAGUGGUGUGUGGCUCGCUCCUACCACUCCCCUCGCCUGCUGUGGUGGCACAUGUGUGUUGAGUGCUAGCCACACUCCUGUCGACACCUGACAGAUGCUUGCUCCUUCUUUUAUGCUCAAAUGGUUCUGGAGAGGUUAAAGUCCGCUUUGAAUGACAUCAAAAGAGUCACCUGUUGCUAACAACAGCCAGAUGCUGUGCUUCUGCUGCUCAGAACAGUCUGUCACUCACCACCUGGAGUGGCACCGCUUCGGUUGUGGUUCAAGCUCCCAUUGCCUGGGAAGAGCUGUUCUGUAGCCUACACCUCCUUGCAGUGGCUGUAGUUGAGGGUGGGGAGAACUCAGAGGUAUGCUCUAAUAGUUACAGAUGCUUUUGUUACAUGAACUAACAGGUUCCAGCUCCUGUACUCACAAGAGCAGAAGAUGAGGCGUCGCGCCCUGGCUCUUUGUUCAGGCAGCUUGUAACCGAGGAGGAAGACACAGCAGCACCUUCUCUCUUCAAGCUGGGCUGGCUUUCUGGCAUGACCAAGUGACCCAGUAAAAACUGAAACAUC
Molecule: messenger RNA, 3773 nt
Organism: Neopsephotus bourkii (Bourke's parrot)
Lineage: Eukaryota; Metazoa; Chordata; Aves; Psittaciformes; Psittacidae
Gene: COG1
Product: component of oligomeric golgi complex 1
Exons: 14
Coding region: 23-2779 (918 amino acids)
Biological process (GO): intra-Golgi vesicle-mediated transport
Cellular component (GO): COG complex; Golgi apparatus
Source: RefSeq, a predicted model, not a curated record